Dromaius novaehollandiae (emu) is the source of this 3079-nucleotide messenger RNA. It is a transcript of the gene DUOXA1, whose product is annotated as dual oxidase maturation factor 1. The coding region runs from base 238 to 1236 and encodes 332 amino acids. NCBI's taxonomy places the organism in Eukaryota, Metazoa, Chordata, Aves, Casuariiformes, Dromaiidae. The record is from RefSeq and is a predicted model, not a curated record. The transcript is spliced from 7 exons. Gene Ontology annotation, cellular component: endoplasmic reticulum membrane. Gene Ontology annotation, biological process: protein transport.
GGGAGAAACACAGCCCUGGCAUGCCGAGUUGGCUUCUCGCCCCCGCCCUGGGGAGGUAGCGCAGAGAGGAAGGCAGCGCUCCUUUCCCCAACUUCCCUGAGCACACUGCACCUCUACAGCAACCAGCCCUCAGGAUCGGCAGGAGCAGCCGGCAGGGCAUCGCUCGUCCAGGCAGCCGUGGUGCUCUAAGACACAGCUGCAGGCAGAGUGCUGAUUUCCUCCCCUCCUGGCACCAGGAUGACUCUGUGGGAUGGCUCCUUCCCCUUCUACCCCAACACGAAUGCAUGCUUCCCCUUUGACACCACGCAAACUGUCAUCAUCUCUGUCGUCUUCUCUGCACUGGCCACUUUCAUCAUCAUCCUGCCGGGGAUCCGGGGCAGAGGGCGAUUCUUCUGGUUCCUGCGUGGGAUAACGGGCCUCUUCAUUGGAGCAGUGGUCCUCAUCUUCACAGUGACACAGUUCACCAGGGACUGGGAGAACGGCUGGGUGACAGCAAACACCACCUACAAGUCCUUCAGCCACGCUAUGGUGAAUGCAGACAUUGGGCUGCACAUCGGCCUGGCAGGGGUGAACAUCACGCUCAUGGGAAACCCAGUGAAUCAGGUCAAUGAGACCAUCAGCUACAACGAGCACUUUGCCUGGAGCUUCGAUGCAGAUUAUGACCACAGCUACAGUGAAGGCCUGGAGAAGGGGCUGCCCAGCCCCAUCCUCUACGUGGCAGAGAAGUUCACCAUGCAAAGCCCCUGUGGUGUGCACAACCAGUAUCGCCUCUCUGGCCACUACGCAUCCCUCACGCUGUGGAUGGCCUUUUGUACAUGGCUCCUUUCCAUCUUGCUCUUCUCCAUGCCCAUCCUGCUCUAUGGUGGCUACAUGCUCCUGCUCACUGCAGCACUGAUGCUCUUCUCAUUGCUCUUCCUCUUCACUGCGAGGAACACUCCAAAGUGUCCCAUCCAGUUUGGCCCAGCUUCCCUGAAAACAGUCUAUGGCAGAUCCUUUUGGCUGACUUUAGCAACAGGGCUGCUGUGCCUCCUGCUGGGGCUUGGUGUCAUCGUCCUGAAUUCUCUGCAGCCAGAGAAGCUGAAACUUGUCUUUAACCUGGAUGACAGGGAGGGAAAGGGAGAAGCAGCAGAAGGGUGGGAGAAGUCCUCCCUGCCAGCUGACGCCAGCACCUCUGAGCAGGACAUGCUGAUGGUCCCGAUGAGUGAGCUUUGUGAGGUGACAACCACCAAACUGUAAGGCUCUGGGGUGGGAGGGCACUGAAGGAAGAGUGAAGCCCAAGAACACCCUGCUUUCCUUCUGCACAUCUGGCCACAGCACAGAGGCAGGUCAGGGUCCCAGCUCGUCCCUGCCUUGCCCCUGUUGCAGCUUGGUGCCAAGUGCCCCCACCACAGAGGGUCCUAUUGAGCCGCCCAGGGUAGGAGCAGCAUCUCUUCCCUCUUGCUUGUGCUCCAUUAGGCAUGUAGAUGUAUCUGCACAGCUCUGCAGGACCAGCCCAGAGACUGGGUUUAAAACCAGAUGGUCUGCCUGCCUGCAUGGCUUGCUGCUUUCUGGGCUGUCUCAAGUGGCUCUUGGCCUGACUGGGACAGGAGACUACCCUGAGCAGCACCUGCGUGAGCCGUGCUGGCACUCUGAGGGCAGCCAUCUCCACCAGCCCCUCCACCAGCCCCUCUCCCCAUGGACGUGGUCUGCCCUGAGUGGACGAGGUGAGCUGAGGUCUUUCCCCUGCCAUGGCCUGACACAAGGCAAUGACAGCUGGGACUGGCAGGAGGCCUGAAUUCAAGCACCAGCCCCAGCCCUCUAAGAGCACAAAUGGGAACAGACACAUGAAGGACUGGGUGAUGUGACUAUCCAAGCCUGGAAAGGUCUCAAAAAUAACAGUUUGCCCCCAUUUUGCUGUUGCUAUUCAGUUCACCAGCAGCUGGGAGAGCUUUUGCGGUGAGGAAUCUUGGCCCUGUUCCUGGCUGUCCAGUUACAGCUACUGGGCUACUGCUCUUCCAUUUACUCCAUCUCCAACAAACACUGAGAGGCCUCCCUAAGAUGCAGAGGCUAAAAUGAAAGAAACUAGAGAAAAGCAUAAAAAUGAACGAAAUGAGCCCCCUGGCAGCACCCCAAGCCCAGAGGCCUCUAAGUAGCCAGGGGACUCUGCCCAGGGAUCUCUUCCCAUCAGCAGGCAGGACAAGUGAGCAGAGCUGGGCCCUAUGGCCACCAGGAUGCCCCAAGUGCAGUGUUUCCUCUCGGUGUGUGGUGAACAACAGGUUGGCAAGGAGGGCCAUGACUCAUUGGGAUGUUGAAGGUACCAAAUCUUGGAGGCAUCCUGGAUUUCAGACCAUCCUGGAAUCCCACAGCUCAAGUUCAACAUGGGCAGCAGGUCUGAGGUGCGUUGGGCUGUACAUUGGGCUGGAAGAAGCACAGUCAAGGAGUUGGGUUUUGGUCCCUGCUUUUUACAAUGCUUAAAAACACCCAGAAACCACAGGGACAAUCCAGGAGCAGCCUAGGAAUGUGCAUGGCCAGACCUCAGAGGAGCAUUGAACAGUCCACUCACCCUGCAAAGGGCCAGAAGCAGCCACCUUCCUGCCCUGCUCCCUUCUGUGGGCUCUGUGCAAGGCUCUGGAUGCAGUUUCACACAUCACAAAUCAAAGCUCAUCAGAGUGGACGGUCACAAGCCAUGAGUCACCAGUGUUCUUGCAACCUUCUGAGAGGAAGACAGAAUGCUUCAGCAAGAAGGAACAAGAGCAGGAGAAGGGAACAGAGGUGCUAUGGUGCCUCAGAAUGCGCCUGUAAUUAAUCAGUAAGAGGUGGGCAUCAUACCCUGUCUGGAAGGCUUGAUUUCAUCCUGCUUAACUGUGAAAAUACGUAUUGUGAGGCAUGUGGUGCUGAAAUACUGCACAUGCAGCCACCCACUCCAGGCUGCCAGCUGCUAAGAUGCGUCUUGGCCAUUUACGUGGAGGGACAGAGAGAACUGAGCAUGUUUCAGGUUUGCACCCCUUUCGCUUUGUGCAUAUCUUGCAAAAUCUUUUUUCUGUUUUGUACUUACGUAUUUUCCCCUCUAUCUCAAUGAAAUAAAUCGGACCUGGUCUUU